ACAUCAUUGACUAGGUAACUUCUCGGCCUAUUUCCCCUUUUUCAAUUUAGAGGAAGGAGGUUACAUAAAUCGGAAGCCGUAUUUCCGAUUUAUGUCGUACAACAUCUCGCCUAUCCACCUUAAGAUUAUGUCGUCACCUACAAGGUACCCAAGUAUCGCAUCUUGAUUUUCUUUUUAUUUUUGCUUAUUCCUCUCUAUUUCCCCUCUUUCGAAAUUCUGCGAGGCGCCCUAAUAAACCUCUAGAAUUUCUAGCUAGAAGGUACUUAUUAGUACCGUAGAAUACUCAUGUUCAUAGGUAUUUGUGGUCCUCUUUUUUUUCAGCUGCAACCAAAAUGCCGGGUUCCGAGAGACUGGGCCCUCGGCCAGAUCCGCGCCUAGGAGGAUCGACAUCAACCUAUAAUCGCCAGGAUGUCAUCUCCCAACUGGAGUCCUUCUACACAUUUCUUCCCCAUAUACCCGCUGCUGCUGUUCAUAAGCCUCCCGCUGACGGCUGGCCAUCCAUCACAGCUGAGACGCUCGGUUUUCAGAAUAAAUCUCCUGAAGUUAUCGAGUUGCUACGUCGGCUGCCGUAUAUCGAUAUUAAUAGCGACCCUGAUACUCACCCCUGGAUUGCACCUGAAGCUUUCCCAUGCGACUAUCGCGUCGUGGCACGCAAGGAUCUGAGUUCACGUGAUACUCCAGGCUGGGUCCUAAAUGUGCGACAUGAUGCGGGAUUCCUUGCUCAUAAUGCUUCGGACGAUGAUCGUGGCAUCGGUUCGCGGUUCGAGAUAAGGGAAGAGACGUGGCCGCCAUGGGUAGUACAAUUGACGACGGGUACCGACCGCGAGGGUGCGUGUUAUAUGCUCGACACUACAGAUGGCACUGUGACGAUGUACUGCGUAAGUAAGUAUUUGUAUGACCCCACCUACGCAAAGGACGACCCGCGGGCGUGGCGCGACCGGAUGUGUGAUUUUGAGACACGGACACUAGCAAAUCAGCUCAACGAAUGGCGUCGUCAAUAUUGCGACAUGAUCUUACUAGGAUUACCGAAUGUGGAUAGAGGUGAUUACCCGAGUUUAUUCGUUCGGAGGGAAGGGGAUGGUUCGGAAAGUUUUGAAUGGCAAGAAACCGAGGAGUUACGGAGUAUCUAUCGUGAGCAUGGCUGGCCGGAUAAUUACGACAAGGAGCGCUGUCAUAGGGCACUCGAAAAAUGGUGGCGUAAGUGAAAUUAUUGUGUCAUCUUAACGCAUGUCAAAGCGUCACGGACAUCAUGAUCCCAGUUCUUCUCAUUUCUUUACGAGACGAUUAUCGAAAUAACCUUCAACUCGUCCCCCAUCGCUAUAUUAAUCCUAUGGGUGAUUGUGGCUGUAUGGACAUCCCACUCUACAUAUUAGAUAUAAGGCUUAGUUACCUCUAUCCGCACGACCAGUUCUAGCAGGAAAUGCAGGUCCCACAAAAUCGGACCCAGGUCGACUCGGCGAUUCAACACCAUCCGCGUCUGCCGCAGCUGUGGUCGCAG
Molecule: messenger RNA, 1498 nt
Organism: Hypoxylon trugodes
Lineage: Eukaryota; Fungi; Ascomycota; Sordariomycetes; Xylariales; Hypoxylaceae
Exons: 2
Coding region: 333-1205 (290 amino acids)
Source: RefSeq, a predicted model, not a curated record